This is a messenger RNA of Triticum aestivum (bread wheat), 2379 nucleotides long. Its product is annotated as U-box domain-containing protein 33. Lineage: Eukaryota; Viridiplantae; Streptophyta; Magnoliopsida; Poales; Poaceae. Gene Ontology annotation, molecular function: ATP binding; protein kinase activity; ubiquitin-protein transferase activity. The coding region runs from base 84 to 2114 and encodes 676 amino acids. Gene Ontology annotation, biological process: protein ubiquitination; protein phosphorylation. The transcript has 7 exons. The record is from RefSeq and is a predicted model, not a curated record.
CCAAGCGCAGGGGACAAGUCCAAAGCUGGCCUGGCUGAGAACGCCAAGAGAGAAACGAGAGACCAGCUACCUAUCUAUCCGCCAUGGACGCGGCCUGCGACUCGCCGGAGCCGGAGCAGUCCUCCUCCGAGUCUGGCGAGAAGAUGAAGAAGGUGUACGUGGCGGUGGGGGCCGGGGCCGACUCCAAGGCCAUGGUGCUGUGGGCGCUGCACAAGUUCCCCAGAGACUCCGGCGCCGCCUCCUUGGUGCUGCUCCAUGUCUACCCCCAACCCAAGCUCAUCCCCAUCAUGGGUGCCAGGAUCCCUGCUAGCCAGGUGCAAGAGCAGGAGCUGAUUGCAUACAAGAAGAUGGAGCUACAAACAAUCAGUGACACUCUGGAUCAACACCUGCUAUUAUGUGCACAGGAAAAGGUACAAGCUGAGAAGCUGGUGGUGGAAUCAGAGGAUGUAGCAGAGGGACUGGUGCAGCUCAUCGCCAUGCAUCAUGUCACUGCUCUUGUCAUGGGGGCAGCAGCUGAUAAGCAUUACACAAAGUAUGAAAUUGUCAAAGAAUUUGACGAGGCUGACAUAAAAUUCCAGCAUAUGCUCAGGGAGUUGGAGAGUGUAAAAAAGCAAGCUUAUGAAGAAAAACACGGUCGUGAGAAAGCAGAACAAGAUUUAUUUCAGGCUUUCCAAAAAGCACGAGUCUCCGAGAAUAUGUACUUAGGAGAAGUGAAGCAAAAGAAUGAAAUCGAGGAAAAGUUGGCAACAGUAAUGGAGGAAAUUGAGAGUCUCACAGAAACAACUGAUGGACUUUGUGCAAAGCUUCAAGAGGAACGCAAGAAAAGAUCAGCCCUGGAGAAAAGAACUGCCCAUUCUGACCGUAUCAUCAAGGAUUUGCUGUUGCAGCGCGACAAGGCUGUAAGAGAGGUAGAAGCACUACAUGCAAAGAAAGGAGAGUCCAGUGCAACAGCAGAGGGGACGAUGCACAUCACGGAGUUGUCCAGCUCAGAGAUUAAGGAUGCAACCAACAACUUUGACCACUCACUGAAGAUUGGAGAAAGUGUUUAUGGAAGCGUGUACAAGGGAUUUCUUCGGCACACAAAUGUAGCCAUAAAGAAGUUGAAUCUCGAAAGCACACAGCCAGAGUCACAGUCACAGUCGCAGUUCAAUCAAGAGAUAGAGAUACUCAGUAGGGUGCGACAUCCAAACCUGGUCACUCUUAUUGGAGCUUGCAAGGACGCUCAAGCUCUUGUCUACGAAUACAUGCCGAAUGGAAGCUUGGAUGACCGCCUGGCUUGCAAGGACAAUUCUAAACCUCUUAGUUGGCAGCUGCGCACCCGCAUCAUUUCCCAUGUUUGCUCGGCACUCAUCUUCCUCCAUUCAAAUAAACCCCAUAGCAUUGUCCACAGUGACCUGAAAGCAUCUAACAUUCUUCUAGAUGGAAAUAAUGUAGCAAAGCUCAGUGGUUUUGGCGUGUGCCGAAUGAUCACUGAUGAGUUCAGGGACACAACCACUCUAUAUAGGCAUACCCACCCAAAGGGAUCUUUUGUGUACAUUGAUCCUGAAUAUGUUAUGACUGGUGAUCUAACACCGCUAUCUGACGUAUACUCUUUCGGAAUCGUGCUCCUGCGCCUCUUGACUGGAAGACCAGGAUUCGGGCUGUUGAGAGAUGUGCAACGGGCUGUGGAAAAGGGUUGCUUGGGAGCAAUAUUGGAUUCAUCUGCUGGGGGCUGGCCAGCUAUGCAAGCUGAGCAAUUGGCUCGGGUAGGUCUGAAAUGUUGCGAGAUCAGAAGAAAAAACCGUCCAGACCUGCAAAAGGAGGUUUGGACUGUAAUUGAACCAAUGUUGAAGCCUGCUUCCAUUAUGUUGUGUUCCUUGUCAUUCAAAUCAGUAUCAGAAGACCUUGGUGGUGUGCCACCCUACUUCAUCUGUCCAAUACUACAGGAUGUCAUGAGGGAGCCUCUAAUUGCUGCAGAUGGCUUUACCUAUGAAGCCGAAGCUAUAAGGGAGUGGAUUGACAGUGGCCACCAUACAUCACCCAUGACAAAUCUUGAGCUACUCCACCGUGAUCUUUUGCCAAACCAUGCCCUCCGUUCUGCAAUCCAAGAAUGGCUGCAGACAGAUGCACAAUAAAUGUUAUUUUUAUCAUCAUGGAACUUACAAAUGAACUAAUACUAUGUCCUUAACUUCUUUACACAAAACAAUAGGUGCAUACCUUACGAAUAAGUAAAAAUAUACACAUCAUUAUUGUUUUGCUUUUCAGCAAAAUUUUGUAUCUAAAAUAUAAUAGACUUGGAGCUCCAUCAGCAGCAUGCCAGUGUUUGUACAUGGAUCUGUACAGUCAAAACUGUCUUGGUGAUAAUAUUGCUGUCACAUGCUACAUGGGUACUGCACUAUG